UCGUUGCACUGUUGCUUCACCCAUUGGCUAUUCUUGAUCACGCACAAGCUGCGUUUUUCACUUGAAUGUUGACGAAUUCAUUCACUUCCUCAAAGAGAAAUCAAAAGAAACUUUCAGAAGAACUGAAUGGACUUCUAGACAAAGUAUCCAUGGUAAGAUUUCAUGGAACUAGUGGAACAGGCAAUGCACACUUGUCCAAGCUCUCCAUGGUAAUUCUGAUACGAAUUUUUCUUCAAGGUGUUAGACAAAGAUUGAAUUAUUACAUGGUCUUGGUACAUCUCCAAGGAUUUUAUUUCUUGAGUUGUUUGAAGGAGAAACUAUCAAGUUUGGAUGUGUUGCAUAGGUGAUGCUAGUUAAAAAAGAGUAAGAGACUAUGCCAAAGAGAACCAAUCCAGGUGUUCAUUAUUAUUUACAAUGUCGAGUGAAAGGGUAAAUUCCAUGAAUGAAGUCAGGACCAGGACUAGGAGGUAUGAUGUUUUUCUCUCUUUUCUGGGGGAAGACACCUGCUCCACCUUUACAGGUAAUCUCUAUAAUGCUUUGCGCCAGAAGAGAAUCAAGACCUUCUUCCUGCCUGAAAAUGAUGGCGAGCCGAUUUUAAGCUCUGUCCUCAAAGCAAUUCAAGAAUCAAGGAUUUCAAUUGUUGUUAUCUCAAAAAAUUAUGCAUCCUCCAUGUGGCACCUCGAUGAACUUGUCAACAUCAUGGAUUGUAUGAGGGUGAACAAUCAGCUGGUUUGGCCUGUCUUUUACGAUGUGAACGCCUUGCAUGUAUGGUUUCAGCGAGAUUCUGUUAAAAGAUAUCCUGAGAGUGAAAGGGUGCGGCGAUGGAGAGAAGCUUUGUUGGAAAUCAUCAACUUGACGGGAUGGUCUUACCGCAGAACUGAUGAGUAUGAAUAUAUAUUCAUCCAAAAGAUUGUGAAAUUAGCCGUCCAAUCGCUUCCUCGCUUUGAUGUUUUUCUCAGUUUUAGUGGGGAAGAUGCGCGCUACUCCUUCACGGGAUUUCUCUAUCAAGCUUUAUGCCGAGAGGGGUUCAAAACCUUUAUGGAUGAUGAGGGAUUGAAGGGUGGAAAUCAAAUUUCAAAAACUCUGCUUGAGGCAAUUGAAAAAUCAAGGCUCUCGAUUGUUGUUUUCUCUGAAAACUAUGGAUAUUCCCCGUGGUGUCUUGAUGAACUCGUCAAGAUCGUUGAAUGUAUGAAGACUAAUAAUCAAUUGGUUUGGCCGAUAUUUUACAAAAUAUCACAAUCAGAUGUAAGCAAUCAAACAAAAAGUUAUGGACAUGCCAUGCUUGCACAUGAAAAUAGUUUUGGAAAGGAUUCUGAAAAAGUGCAAAAAUGGAAGUCAGCUUUGUCCGAAAUGGCCUUCUUGCAAGGAGAGCAUAUCACAGAAAAUGAGUACGAAUAUAAACUCAUCAAAAAGAUUGUAGAAAAAGCCAUUGCUGUUCAAAAUCACAUGUGAUACCAAGUCCUUGCUCGAAUGUCAACUAGAAGGAAGACUUGAGUUUCUCUUUCAUUAAAAGUGUCUUCAAAGCUUUACCUGAUGAAGCCAACAAGUUGUGAUUUUACAAGCAACUAACAUGUUAGAAAUGGAUAGCAAUUGUAAUGUUAUGUUCAGCACUAUUUUGUUGUUUUGAUCUUUUGGAUAUGUCAUGUUUAUUAGGAUAAUAACAGUUUUUAUAAUAGUGAACGCUUAAUUUCAUCUACAA
Molecule: messenger RNA, 1699 nt
Organism: Lotus japonicus
Lineage: Eukaryota; Viridiplantae; Streptophyta; Magnoliopsida; Fabales; Fabaceae
Product: disease resistance protein RPV1-like
Exons: 4
Coding region: 415-1452 (345 amino acids)
Biological process (GO): signal transduction
Source: RefSeq, a predicted model, not a curated record